AUGGACAUGCCAACAGCAAGGAUCCUGACGAAAAAGGCUUUAACGUACGUGUUAUGUUAUGGAGCGCAUCCUGGAAGAAAGGAUAACGCACAGUCUUUCAUCCGAGCAUGGAGGGCUGCAUGCAAUUAUAGGGGAAAGGCAAGGCUACUUACCCCCAAGGGAACCUUCUUGAUAGGGGCAACUAUCUUUCAGGGACCAUGCCAAGGUCCAGAACCCAUUAAGGUUCAAAUCGCAGGAACUUUGAAAGCUGUACCAGACCCUAGCAUGUAUGAAGAAGAUUAUUGGAUCUUAUUUGAAAAGAUCAACGGCUUGCUGGUUACUGGAACUGGCACUGUUGAUGGCCAAGGCAAUGCUGUCUGGAGAUACAACGACGGCGGUGCCAGGUUCCCUAGUUCUAUGAAAUUCAAUCAAGUAGUCAAUGGGAUUAUAAGACAGAUCACCUCUGUUAACCCCAUGGGUUUCCACAUAUCCAUCGUUCUGUCGCAGACCAUCAAGGCAAAAAAUCUUCGUAUAUUUGCCCCUGCCGAUAGCCCCAGCACUGAUGGAAUCCAUAUAAACCAAUCCAGUCAAGUGAAUGGAUCUAAUAGUGUCAUUGGAACUGGUGAUGAUUGCAUUGGCAUCAUACGGGGAUGCACAGAUGUCCGCGUCAGAAAUGUAACUUGUGGCCCUGGAGAUGGAAUCAGGUAA
Dovyalis caffra is the source of this 687-nucleotide messenger RNA. NCBI's taxonomy places the organism in Eukaryota, Viridiplantae, Streptophyta, Magnoliopsida, Malpighiales, Salicaceae. The record is from the annotation of a GenBank genome assembly.